Drosophila gunungcola (fruit fly) is the source of this 1329-nucleotide messenger RNA. RefSeq lists its product as uncharacterized. The transcript is spliced from 2 exons. The coding region runs from base 38 to 709 and encodes 223 amino acids. NCBI's taxonomy places the organism in Eukaryota, Metazoa, Arthropoda, Insecta, Diptera, Drosophilidae. The record is from RefSeq and is a predicted model, not a curated record.
AGCUUUUAUUGGUCGUGAUCUUGAACUAGUUCAGCGAAUGGCCCUAUCAGCGAAGCAAAAAAGCCAAAACAAGCGCUUUACUGAUAACACCCCGCUCACAACGAUAGCGCAUGGCGAUAACGCCGUGCUUUUAAACUGCCGGCAGUUUUAUUUCAGCACAAUGCCGAAUCGCCCGAAGCGGAAGAAAGAUCGCUGCAAUUUAGUUCAGUAUAUCCUGGCAUUUUCCCUAUGCCUCCUUUUUCUGCCAAUUCCAGUCGAUGGAAUGCGAUGCCGGAUUCCGUACGAGAGAGUCCGGGAAAACUACUGCUACUUUGUGGCCGACGAAGAACCGCUGCACACAUCGUUCCACAACUUCUGCUACCAGGACAAGCGCACUUCGCGGGUCUGCCUGGACAGUGACGAGGAGAUGCGGUUUCUGGCCCAGCACCUCUACGAGAUGGGCUACCCGAAUGGGACCCAGUUCUGGAGUGCCGGCCACCGGUGGCCAGGGGACAACCGCUUCUACUGGAACUACUUCGGAAGAGCCCGCCCACUGGUCUACACGAACUGGGCGCCGGACGAGCCCACUCCCGAAAUGGGACGCAAUUGCCUGAUCCUCACGUUGCAAGGUGGCGAACUGAUGAUGAGCAGCGAAUCCUGCUAUAAGCGAGCUGUCGACAUCUGUGAACAGACGCUGAAUGGCACCGAUUCGCUUUCCAUUAUGCACUGAUCGCCAGAUAUUCCUCAACAUAUCUACAAAUGUACCUACACAUACAUAUCUCGAAUUUUUCUGAUUUUUAAUUUCAAAAAGAGGUUCUAAAAUAAUAAUAAAACAAGAAAGGAAGCAACCUUCGGCAAGCCGAAGUUUAUAUACCCUUGCAGCUAUUGCAAAAAUUUAAUAUUCUUGAAAACAUUAAAAUUAUGAUUAACUUGCGUAUAUGUUUAAAAACAAUGAUGUAUUUUUAUUGUUUCCAUAGGAGCUAUAUGAUAUAGUCGUCCGAUUUUAAUGAAAUUAAAACCGUAAUUUUGAUUUUACUAUAUGUCGAAUAAAUAAAAAAAAUUAAAAAACAGCAAAGUUAUAAUUAUUUUUUAUUUAUAUUUCCGAUUCUUCCUAUGGGAGCUAUAUGCUAUAUAUACUUUAUAGGGUCGAAAAAAGUCUCCUUCACUGCGUUGCAAACUUGUGACUGAAAUUAUAAUACCCGGGUAUAAAGAUAUUGUAAUUUGAAGGAGUAAAUUUAAUACUUAAGCUGGUUGAAAUUGUGUUACUGAUAUCGCAGCUAGCCGCACUUGCUGCGGUGAUGGCUUUCGACUUACCUUUCGAAAUGCAAUAAACUUUUUAUCAGAACAGAA